Molecule: messenger RNA, 2217 nt
Organism: Myzus persicae (green peach aphid)
Lineage: Eukaryota; Metazoa; Arthropoda; Insecta; Hemiptera; Aphididae
Product: phytoene desaturase-like
Exons: 3
Coding region: 479-2065 (528 amino acids)
Biological process (GO): carotenoid biosynthetic process
Molecular function (GO): oxidoreductase activity
Source: RefSeq, a predicted model, not a curated record
CGCCGUGACGUAGUGAGCGCUACGAUUUUAUUAUUACUAUUAUUAUUUUGGUGAUGGCGGCAAUGUUGCGCCGUACCUUGCAACAUAAUAUUUUAUUAUCGUGGCCGUGCAGUCGUGUGCAGUGCGAACGAUAAGCCGGACAGUCGUGUCAGUGAUCCUUUCCGAGUGCGGUUUGUACGAGGACGAUAAUACGCGUGUAUCUUGCGCAGUGACUUCCCUGCAUAAUAUACGAGUGCAGACGAUAACCCAGUGAAGCUGCCCACGCCCGAAGGUUAUACGACAAUAUAAGCAACGAUAUUAUCACUGCGUGUCCUUUGUUUCAAUAAUAAUAAUAUCUAACCGAGCAAGCAAACGCGUUACAACCGAACCGCGGUAUACAUACCGCUGCGAUACCACAAGCGCGACUGUCGUUCCGGGCACCAGUCCAACAAGAUAUACCCAGGAGGGGGAACCCGCCAACCAAAAGGUAGUUGAAAAAAUGGUGGUUAAAAUUAUCAUCAUCGGGGCUGGAGUUGGAGGUACAGCAGCAGCUGCUAGACUUAGCAAAAAAGGAUUUCAAGUAGAAAUUUAUGAAAAAAAUGCAUACAAUGGCGGAAGAUGUUCACUCAUUUAUCAAAAUGGACAUCGAUUUGAUCAAGGUCCAUCAUUGUACCUGAUGCCCAAAAUAUUUGAGGAGACAUUUGAAGAUUUGGGAGAGGACAUUAAAAAUCACAUUGAUUUAUUGAAGUGUCCUUCUAAUUACAGUGUACAUUUUCACGACGGAGAAACAUUUGAACUUACCACAGAUUUAUCAAAAUUAUCUCGUUCUUUGGAAAAAUAUGAAGGCAACGGUGAAUCGACAUUAAUUAAUUUUUUGGGCUAUUUAAAAGAAACUCAUGUGCACUAUCAAAGGAGCGUUAAAGUUGCACUUAAGACCGAUUUCCAACAUUGGUAUGACUUUUUCAAUCCAAAACAUAUACCAGACGUUAUCCAACUGCAUUUAUUGGACACCGUUUACAACAGAGUUUGUAAAUAUUUCAAAAGCGACUACAUGAGAAAAGCGUUUUCAUUCCAAACAAUGUACUUGGGGAUGUCACCAUAUGAUGGCUUGGCUCCCUAUAGCUUACUGCAGUACACUGAAAUAGCAGAAGGAAUUUGGUAUCCGAAAGGAGGCUUCAAUACAGUUUUGCAAAGUCUUGAAAAAAUUGCUGUUCAAUAUGGGGCAAAGUUCAAUUAUAAUACCGAUGUCCAAGAAAUAAUAGUUGAUGACAAGGGAGUGGCAAAAGGAAUCAAAUUGGUAAAUGGUGAUGUGGUAAAUAGUGACAUUGUAAUCUGUAAUGCAGAUCUCGUAUAUGCGUACAACAAACUUUUGCCAAAAACAUCAUACGCUGAAAAACUCGGCAAAAAAGAACUCACUUCAUCUUCGAUAUCAUUUUAUUGGUCCAUGAAAACAGUUGUAUCAGAAUUGAAAGUACACAACAUUUUUUUGGCUGAAAAAUAUAAACAAAGUUUUGACCAAAUUUUCAAAGAUCAUACGUUGCCCGACGAACCAUCGUUUUAUGUUAACGUGCCUAGUCGCAUCGAUCCAACAGCAGCACCAGAAGGAAAAGACACAGUUGUGGUCUUAGUACCAGUGGGGCAUAUAUCGAAUGUCCCUAAUAUUGAUUUCGAUCAACUUGUUAAGAGAGCUAGAGAACAAGUAAUUGACACAAUAGAGAAAAGAUUGAAGAUAUCCAACUUCAGAAGUUUGAUCGAUCACGAGAUAGUGAACGAUCCGAGGACAUGGCAAAACGAAUUCAAUUUAUGGAAAGGGUCUAUUCUAGGACUAUCUCAUUCAUUGUUUCAGGUUUUAUGGUUCAGACCUAGUUUGAAAUGUAAAAUAUUUGAAAACUUGUAUUUUGUUGGUGCUUCUGCACAACCUGGUACUGGUGUACCAAUAGUUUUAUGUGGUGCAAAAAUGUUAGAGAAACAGUUGUGUGAUAGGUUCUUGGACGGUAAAGUUGAAAUAAGCAUAUGGUCGAAGUGUGUUUCAUUUUUAAUCGGUCUUCUAGCACUUCUGAUUUUUUGGUUUUUUUUUAGAUUUUAAUAAUGGCCAACCUACAGGCAUUGAACAUGCAUGUGUUCUGUGUGUUUAUCAUUUUAUUAUUGUAAUACCUACUCUUAAAAAAAAUGUAAAACUUUAAAUUCAUAGUGUAAGACAUAAUGUACUAAUUUAAAAUAAACAAUUUUGAAAUAUUA